AUGCCACCCAUCCCCAAGAAACCUCAAACAGAGGACUCGACCACCUUCGAUCCCGACGCUUACUUCUCAGCAUGGAGCAAGGACGAGUACACCCCACCCUACGACAACGACUUCCGCAAAUUCAUCAUCAAGACCUUUGGUCUCCCUGUCCGAGAUGACUAUCGCUAUAUGGCCCAAUCGGCCGUCGUUACAUUGCUCCAGGCACAGACAUAUGUUGAGUUUGGCGGGCAAGGGAACCUGCAUGUUUGGUACAGAGAUGGCGAGAACCAAGUCAGAGAGAACCCCAACGCGACCGACGUAGCAGCCUACACCGAUGUCUUCCGCCCUUCCACAAGCACAGCGAAAGCAUUGACUGCGCUGGCAUCAAACGCGAAGAAAGGUUCCAUCCGCGCGGACGUGGCCAAACACCUCCAGACACACCACCACCCGCCCUCAGCAAGUACUGGCAUCGUGGUGAACAAGAGCAAAACGCAUGUAAAUCCUUACUUCGACCUCUGGGCCUGGACGAACCAGAACCUAGAAUGGGGCGGCCCCGAGGAAGGCACGGCGAAGAUUAAAAUCAGCCAUGCCAUGUUACCGGUCAUAUAUCACCAUUUCGGCUGCGUGUGUCCUUCGUACGAGGCGCUUGAGAUCAUCAGGCAACUUGCGCGGGGGAGGAGGGUACUGGAUGUAGGCAGUGGAAAUGGUUACUGGACGUAUAUGCUGCGGCGCAUGGAGCCGGGGAGUAAGAAGGAGAGGAAGCUAGAGGUUGUGCCGGUGGACAGUGGGAUGAGUGAGUGGAGGACUUUGUGGGUCGGGGACACGGUUGAGGCGGAUGGAGCGAAAUAUCUUCAGCAGCAGGAUGGCGGGAAGGAAGAGGUGUUACUGCUGGUGUAUCCGACCGUGGGGAAUGAGUUCACGAGUAAGAUGAUCAGGGCGUAUCAGGGCACGACGAUUGUCUGCGCCGGCUCGCAGAAUACAUCCGGCUUCACCGGUUUCGCCACGGAGACGAUUGCAGACUGGAUUGCAAGGGAGGCGCCGGAAUGGGAGAGACUCCUACAGAUACCGCUGCCCAGUUUUGCCGCCAAGGACGAGGCGCUAUUCGUGUUUGAGCGG
Molecule: messenger RNA, 1095 nt
Organism: Baudoinia panamericana UAMH 10762
Lineage: Eukaryota; Fungi; Ascomycota; Dothideomycetes; Mycosphaerellales; Teratosphaeriaceae
Exons: 3
Source: RefSeq, a predicted model, not a curated record